GAUUUCAGGAGUACAGAAUUUGGCCCUGGACCGUUAAGCUGCCGUGAACUGAACCAAAGCGCGGGGACCAGGGAGGGGGACUAAAGGGGCAACGUUUCCCUACGAAAUGUUGAUGAUCUCCCCCCCACCCUGCGCGCUUUUUCGUGCGCCGAGGCGUUUCUGCAGCCGUUAAAACCUGAGCCCCUGCUUGGCCAGCAUCCGUAUGCAGCAGCUGGACCCUCCAGAACCGCCGGACAUCGCGAGAGACCUCGGAUCAGGCCCCCGCACUCGCUUGCAGGCGCUCCUUGCGGGUUGGCUGCCCUUCCACCACCGCCCCCUGUGUGCGGCGGCUUUCGACAUGCCCCCCCCCCACCUCCGCCGCAUCCCUAACUUGAACCUGGUCCGCAGAAGGGCAAGCUGGGGGAGGGGGGCUCCGGCACCUGCGCUCCGGCGCAGCCCAGCGGUCGGGGGGCGGGACGAGGCUAGGAGAGGCGGGGCGCCCUGCCCUCCCGGCCGUCCCGCCGCUCCUCCUGCCCGGCCGGGCUCCCAGCGCCGCAGUCCUGCACCGCAGUGGCCACCGCAGCGCCAGGGCCGCUCUCCCGGGGGCGCGCGGGCUGCUUCUCCGCGCCGAAGCUGUGAACUUGGGAAAAGACCAUUGCUUAAGCUUUCCCUCCCUCUAACCCCAGCUUCCAGCCUCCCCCCACGCAGGACCAGGAUGGCCGACUGCCGAGACCUCUUGCUCUGCGCUGCCUUGGCCCAGCUGGUGUCUCUGGGGACAUCCUUCCACUUUGUCAGGGAAAGCACAGAUGACCUCAAAGCUCUCCGGGUCUCAAUUGCCAAGUAUCCGCCCGUGCGGGCUGUCCUGUCUGGCAGCCUCACCAUCCCCUGCCACAUCACCUACCUGCGGCCGCUGCCCACUGCUGAAACGGCCAGUCGCCAUGGGGUUCGGGGCACCCUCCGAGUAAAAUGGACUUUCCUUGCCGAUGGCAAAGAGACCGAGAUCCUGGUGGCCCGGGGCCUGAAGGUCAAAGUCAGCGAAAUGUACCGCGACCGAGUCUUCCUGCCCUUCUAUCCUGACUCGCCCACGGAUGCCACCCUGGUCCUGAGUGAGCUGCGCUCCAACGACUCUGGACUGUAUCGCUGUGAUGCUCAACACGGGAUUGAGGACGGGCAGGAUUUCCUGGAGGUGAAGGUGAAGGGGGUCGUCUUCCAUUACCGAGGAGGGUCUUCCCGCUACGCCUACACCUUUCCCCAGGCCCAGGCUGCCUGCGCCCGGAUCGGGGCGGCCAUCGCCACCCCCGAGCAGCUCCACGCCGCUUACCGCAGCGGCUACGAGCAGUGCGACGCCGGCUGGCUGGCGGACCAGACCGUCAGGUACCCUAUCCAUACCCCUCGCGAAGCCUGCUAUGGAGACAUGAACGGCUUUCCGGGAAUCCGCAAUUAUGGCGUAGUCGAUCCAGAUGACACGUACGACGUCUACUGCUACGCUGAAGAACUUUAUGGGGACCUGUUUGUGGUGAAUUCCCUGAGGAAAUUCACCUGGGAGGAGGCCAAAGCCGAGUGUGAAGCUCUGGGGGUGGAAAUGGCCACAACCGGCCAGCUCUAUGCGGCCUGGAACCAAGGGCUGGACCACUGCAACCCAGGCUGGCUGGCAGACGGCAGCGUGCGCUACCCGAUUGUGACGCCCCGCGAGAAGUGCGGAGGGAACAUGCCUGGAGUCAAAACCCUCUUCCUCUUCCGCAAUCAGACGGGAUUCCCAGAUCCCCAGAACAAGUUCGAUGUGUUCUGCUUCAAAGAGGAGACCAGCCCCUCCCUGGAAUCUCCCGUCCCUGAGGCAGAGAGCAGCAAGGAGAUCACAACGGUGACUCAGAAGAUGGAGGAGCUACAGCUGUCCAAGAGAGAGCCUGAGGGGGCCAAGGAAUCUAGGGGCGCCAUUUACUCUGUGCCCCUCUUCCUGGACCCCCUUGGGGUGCCAGAGGAGCCAAUCAAAGCCUUUGACGAGGCAGCCACCACAGAGCCUGGGGAGGCUGGCCCAGGCGGUUGUGACAGGCAGAGCGGAGGAGAAGAAGGGGAGGAAAGAAGCGGCAGCUGUGCCAGGCGCCAUGAGCCUGAGCGAGACCUGGUGGAGCCCAGCCUGGAGGAGGAGCCCAGCACCCAGGAGGCCCACGUCCUGGACCAAAGGCAACAGAGGGAGGAAGGCGAGCCAGAGAUUUUGGAAGCAGCUCCCCAGGAAGGGGAGGCUGAGGAUGGAGAGGCAGUGAGGAGCCAGCCCAGGGACGAGAAGGAGCCCCAUGGUGUCCAUAGCCCUGUGGAGCCCUCCCCAGAGACUGCAGCCAGCUUCUCUGACAGCCCAGAGGGGCAGACAGUGGGCAAAGUCCACGAAGGUCCCACUGUGUCUCCCUCAGAGACAGGCACCGAAAGGACCCAGGGUGCCAGCCACACUUCCAGUCCACUCGAAGAAGCUGGCGUAGGAACUUCUUCUGCCAGGCGAGUCGAAAGCAGCCCCAUUUCUGGGCCGGCAGGCACUCGCCGCGCUGGUCCUCCCCGAGAGGCAGGAGCUGUGCCUCCAGGGACAGCCGCUUUCCCAGUGACCCCCUGGGUUCCCAUGCUGCUCCCGUCCCUGAGCAUGACACCAGCCGGCUCAUCUGAAGAGAGUGGGGACCACUCGGGUUCCUCCUGGCCACCACCAGCCUGGGUCUCCCCGGUCGCCAUCUCCAGUCCUCCGGACGAGGCUGCGGCUGCCUCAAAGGCUUUUUCUGGCCUUGGAGAGGAGCUUGAUGCGGCCAAGGAGGAGCCCUGGGCAUUGGAGGAGGAGCAGGGACCGGAUCUGAGGACAAUGGUGCCAGCUGCAGACAAAGAAGGGCACCCAGAGACUGUCCCCUCUGGAGGCCCUUUGGGCUUGGACUUCUUCAGCACCCCAUUCCUGGAGGCCUCCUUGACUACUACCCACUCUCGGCCAAUUCUGCCCACUGAAAGUGCCAGCCUUGGAGCAUCUGGCAGCGUGUCAGACACCUGCAUGCCAAACCCCUGUAGGAAUGGAGGGACUUGCACAGAAGAAAGUGGCCGCCCAGGCUGCCUCUGUCUGCCAGGAUACGAAGGGGACGCCUGCGAUGUCAGCCUAAGGAAGUGCCAGCCCGGCUGGGAUGCCUUCCAAGGAUUCUGCUACAAGCACUUUUCUGCCCGGAGGAGCUGGGAGGAUGCUGAGACUCGAUGCAGGGAACAUGGGGGGCACUUGGCCAACAUCAUGUCUCCAGAGGAGCAGAGCUUCAUCAACAAUCAGUACAAAGAAUACCAGUGGAUCGGCCUGAAUGACCGCACGAUCGAAGGGGAUUUCCAGUGGUCUGACGGGAGUCCUCUGCUGUACGAGAACUGGCACGAAGGGCAGCCUGACAGCCACUUCCUCUACGGGGAGAAUUGUGUAGGUCUGUCCUGGCGAAAGGAUGGGAAGUGGAGCGACGUCCCCUGUGGCUACCAUCUGCCCUUCACCUGCAAAAUGGGGCUGAUCUCUUGCAGCUCCCCUCCCAAAGUGGCCGAUGCACAGAUAUUUGGCAAAGCAAAGCAGCGUUACGAAGUCAAUUCCGUCCUCCGGUACUGGUGCCCAGAAGGUUUUAUUCAGCACCGCUGGCCCCUCAUUCGCUGCCAGGAGAACGGCCAGUGGCAGCAGCCACAAUUUGCCUGCAGCCCCCCGGAAUCCUAGAGGCUGGCUGCCUCUGCCCAAGUGCCCUGGGGAACUUUGGGCAGCUGGGGACAUCUCUGGACGGGAUGGAGCCCUGGGUGCCAGAGCAGGGUGGGCCAGGGGCGUUGGGGGAAGGGGCUCCUCAUUGCCAUGGGAACUGAGAGGUUCUUGAAGUACAAAGUAGGGGAGGGCUUCCUUGGGCAGCAGGAAGGGAGGGGCAACCCUCUUUCUACUGAGAACAUGAGAAAGGGGAACAUGUAUGUCAAGGGGAGCUUUGCUCGCCUCUUCCUCAUUCUCCUGCUAUUAGUGAUGUGCCCACUCCCCCCCCCAAAAAAAACACAGGACAAACUAAAAGAGGCUUUUAAGAUUCGUGAUCUAGUACAGACGGAGGAGAAUGUGGUGCCUUUUGCUCUUACUCAUUUUUUACAUUAUAUGUGUACAUACUAUAAAGAUAAUCUAAUAACUAAAUGGUUCUUUAAACAUACUUUUUAAAGGGUGUCCUUCUUUCUCCCACCCCACUUGGGGGCUGCCCUUCUCAACUUAUAGCUAACUAUUCGAACACACAACUCUCCCCAAGAGCCUUGCACUCCACCCCUCAAAUAGAGUGAGUGGUGGGGAGCAUCCGGCUUCUCUGGCUGCCCAUUGGGUGGGAUUCUAGUCUCUGGGAUGCCUCCCAUCCACCAGGCGGGGACUGGGGACUGGCUCAAGACCACCGGAUUCAUUCAUGGCCACUGAGUUGGGGGGAUUCCCUCUUCACCCUUUGCAAUCCACUGAAUGCUGGGUUUCUGAAUAUUUUGGCCAGUUAUCAAACUAUAGCCCUCGGGGCUCGGGCUAGAUAGCUUGUGGAUUAUAUUUAAUAAUUGUUCAUAUCUUGUUGCAUCACAGAAAACCUAUUUCAACAUAUUGUAUCCUUUAUCACAUUUGCAAACAAAAUGUCCAUAAAAAGUGUAAUGCGGAGGACAAAAUAACACAUUAAAAUAUUCCUAUUAUAUUUUUUUUAAUUAAAUAAUGUCAGUGAAACCAAGAA
Ahaetulla prasina is the source of this 4682-nucleotide messenger RNA. RefSeq names its product brevican (gene BCAN). NCBI's taxonomy places the organism in Eukaryota, Metazoa, Chordata, Lepidosauria, Squamata, Colubridae. Gene Ontology annotation, molecular function: hyaluronic acid binding. Bases 203 to 3676 code for a protein of 1157 amino acids. Gene Ontology annotation, biological process: cell adhesion. The record is from RefSeq and is a predicted model, not a curated record. The transcript is spliced from 13 exons.